UAUGUAACUGGGGCAGCAGAUUUCGCAGGAGAGAGGAGGCAGAAGCUGGGGAUGGGAGCAGUGAGCUGCCGGCAGGGGCACCACGCCCAGAUGGCUGCUUCUCAUAAGCAGGGUGGCAACAUCCGGGGCCCCUGGGUCCAAGGCUGGAAGAGCCUCUGGUCAGGUGUGGGGACCACAAGGUCAGGUGUGAAAGGACUGUGGGGACUACGGGGGCAUCAGUUCCUGCACCGGGAGCCCCUGGAGCCAGCCCCACUGCUAGUAGAGAAGCCGCUGCCUGAAUGGCCAGUGCCUCAGUUCAUCAACCUCUUUCUGCCGGAAUUUCCUAUUAGGCCCCUUAGCAGGCAUCAGCAGCUAAAGAUUUUAGGCCUUGUGGCUAAAGGCUCCUUUGGAACAGUCCUCAAGGUGUUAGACUGUGGCCAGAAAGCAGUAUUUGCAGUGAAGGUGGUACCCAAGGCAAAGGUCCUACAGAGGGACACCCUGAGGCAGUGCAAAGAGGAGGUCAGCAUCCAGCGACAGAUCAACCAUCCUUUUGUACACAGUAUGGGGGACAGCUGGCAGGGGAAACGACACCUCUUCAUUAUGUGCAGCUACUGCAGCACAGAUCUGUACUCCCUGUGGUCUGCUGUUGGCUGCUUGACUGAGGCUUCCAUCCGCCUCUUUGCUGCUGAGCUGAUCCUGGUGCUGUGCUAUCUCCAUGACUUGGGCAUCAUCCAUCGAGAUGUGAAGAUGGAGAAUAUUCUUCUGGAUGAACGAGGCCAUCUGAAACUGACAGACUUUGGUUUGUCCCGCCACCUGCCCCAAGGAGCCCGAGCCUAUACUAUCUGUGGCACUCUUCAGUACAUGGCGCCCGAGGUCCUGAGUGGAGGGCCUUACAACCAUGCUGCUGACUGGUGGUCCCUGGGUGUCUUGCUUUUCUCUCUGUCAACUGGAAAGUUCCCGGUGCCAGCAGAGAGAGAUCAUGUGGCCAUGUUGGCAAGUGUGACCCACUAUGACUCUGAGAUCCCAUCUUCUCUUAACCAGGGGCUCUCACUUCUGCUCCACGAGCUCUUACACCAGAAUCCCCUUCACCGUCUACGUUAUUUGCAUCACUUCCAGGUCCACCCUUUCUUCCGGGGUGUGGCCUUUGACCCAGAGCUCCUACAGAAGCAUCCAGUGAACUUUGUCUUGGAGACACAAGCUGCCCAGUCUAGUCCAUCAUCGGAGUCCAUGUUCUUCAAGGACUUUGACUGUAAUCUGGAGUCCUUCCUGGUCCACCCGAGGCUGGCUUGAGCUCCUCUACUGGAGUUGGGGCCCAUCCGGGAACCUGAGGACUUCCUCCACUGCCAGCUCACUGUGACCACCUGAUGAUCAGUUUGUUUUCACUUUGUAGCUUCUUAUCAUUCUGUUCCUCUAGGUGUUGAACCAGAGUUCAGACUGGGUGUUCUGCUGUUGGCAGCCACAAUGCCCUAGUUCUUACCUCAUCAUACAAACUCUCUCUCAAUCUCGGAUCAGAGUGUGGAUCUUUACCUUUAUGUCAAUUCUCCAGUGCUUACACCCUGCAGUUUUUAGCCAGAAGUUUAUUCCACUUUUCCUUCUUGUUUCUGUGCCAUGUUUCCUUUCAUGAGCAAUAACAUUUCAUGGGUUCCCAAGGUGCUAUUUAUGUGUUUAAUAGGCUUGUCAGAAGCAGUAUGAAUGUUUUUCAGAGGUCUCAAAAGCUAGCAUUUAUUUCAACUCCUAAAUAUACAGGUAAAACAUGAUUUAGGGCCCAAAGUCAGUCUAAUUUUUUAAAAUUUAAAAAAUCUAAUAGCAUACUGUGAGGAAGAGAAUAAGAAAUGAAACAUGGUUAGGUUAUAUGUCUUCUUUAGGGGUAACUGGAAUAACUAUCCACAUUUUUUCCAAAACAAAACCUCUUUGAAAGACAUAAGCAUUCUUAAACUGAUCUCUUCCCUAGAUGGCCAAGGGUUUAGUUUGUGAUGGGCAAACCAAUGGAUUAAGAGGCAUGACAUCAACUUUGAGAUUUAAGAUAAGAGAUGUAACUCAAGAACCUUUUCCUUUAGGAAAAUCACCUGAACCUUAAAUUUGUAUAUAUUUCUUGCCUUCAUGACUUCUUUUCAUUUUUCUGUAACUUCCUAAAAGCUUCACUUUCAUUAUUCUUCAGUCAUAUCUGAAGAGAGUCUGGGAAGUACUCUGAGUACUGUUUAUUAAUUUUGUCCCUGGUUUAAGCCAGAUUUUCCUUGUAUGUAGCUGGCAUUUUAUUGACCUCUGCAGAACUGCUUUUUCUGAAUUGUACUUUGACAAUCCAGAUGAAAAUCCCUAUGAAAUUUAAUUGCUGUGGAUACUGUAAAGAGUGUUUAUAGAUCAUAAUGUUCUAUAUAAGGAUGUAUGUGAGAAAAUUUUCUCUGAACCCAAUUGUGCUUUUCCUCAAUUGCCGGUUGGUUUUCACCUUAAAGACAAUUUAUAUUCAACUGAGUCUAUUUUUCUUUUCAUAUGAUGCUAGACCACUGAGAGCCCAGUUUGUGGUCCACUUCCAGCAAGUGUUUAGGACCUCAUGUUAUGUUAUGUAUGCUAGCCAUGUUCUUAGUUCCAUCCUCCUU
Budorcas taxicolor (takin) is the source of this 2573-nucleotide messenger RNA. RefSeq names its product ribosomal protein S6 kinase related (gene RSKR). Gene Ontology annotation, molecular function: ATP binding; protein serine/threonine kinase activity. Bases 52 to 1269 code for a protein of 405 amino acids. Gene Ontology annotation, biological process: protein phosphorylation. NCBI's taxonomy places the organism in Eukaryota, Metazoa, Chordata, Mammalia, Artiodactyla, Bovidae. The record is from RefSeq and is a predicted model, not a curated record. The transcript has 12 exons.